Messenger RNA from Gigantopelta aegis, 507 nucleotides. RefSeq names its product cyclin-dependent kinase 11.2-like. The record is from RefSeq and is a predicted model, not a curated record. Bases 1 to 507 code for a protein of 168 amino acids. Lineage: Eukaryota; Metazoa; Mollusca; Gastropoda; Neomphalida; Peltospiridae. The transcript is spliced from 2 exons.
AUGGCACACACCGACAGAAGUAGCAGACAAUCUGAGGACCAGACGAUCAGAGACAGAAAUAGCAGACGAUCUGAGGACCAGAAGUUCACAGACAGAAAUAGCAGACGAUCUGAGGACCAGAAGUUCACAGACAGAAAUAGCAGACUAUCUGCCGACCAGAAGAUCACAGACAGAAAUAGCAGACGAUCUGAGGACCAGAAGUUUACAGACAGAAAUAGCAGACGAUCUGAGGACCAGAAGUUCACAGACAGAAAUAGCAGACGAUCUGCCGACCAGAAGAUCACAGACAGAAAUAGCAGACGAUCUGAGGACCAGAAGUUCACAGACAGAAAUAGCAGACGAUCUGAGGACCAGAAGUUCACAGACAGAAAUAGCAGACGAUCUGCCAACCAGAAGAUCACAGACAGAAAUAGCAGACGAUCUGCCGACCAGAAGAUCACAGACAGAAAUAGCAGACGAUCUGACGACCAGAAGAUCACAGACAGAAAUAGCAGACAGCGCGUCUGA